This is a messenger RNA of Geodia barretti, 618 nucleotides long. The record is from the annotation of a GenBank genome assembly. Lineage: Eukaryota; Metazoa; Porifera; Demospongiae; Tetractinellida; Geodiidae.
AUGCACCUGAAGUUCGAUAACCGGCUACUCACCUGGAUAUUUUUGGGUGGCUUGGCCUUGGGCUUUGCCGUAGUGUUCGCGCUGGUUGGGCUGUUUGGUACCCUUACUCCUUCACCCCGUGCUUGGGCGGAGGACAAUGCAAAGCCCUGCACUUUGGAUCACGAAAUGGGGGGCUGCCUGGAAGACAAGGUGGGGCGAGUGGCGGUCACGGAACCCGAAGCAUCGUCAACGGAGCCCGAGGGCACGGAAACUACCACCGCUGCUGAAACCCCGGCUCCUGCCCCUAGCGGUGCAAGCGUUGCGGGUCGCCAGAUUUUCAUUACCGGCGCCGGUGAAGGCGCAGCGACGCCUUGCGUAACCUGCCACACAGUGGCGGGUGUUCCCGAAGCGAUUGGCUUGCUGGGCCCAGACCUGUCCCAUAUUGGGACAGAUGCCGCCAACCGACAGUCUGGUGUGUCUGCGGAAGAGUAUUUGGUUCAGUCCAUCAGGGAGCCGGAAGCAUUUAUUGCCGAAGGAGUGGAGCGGGCUACUCCUGGAUUGAUGUUGACCGCCAUUACAGCCGGUUUGACUGACGCGGAUGUGGAAGCCCUGGUCGCAUUUCUUUCGGAGCAGAAAUAG